This is a messenger RNA of Ogataea philodendri, 1731 nucleotides long. RefSeq lists its product as uncharacterized. NCBI's taxonomy places the organism in Eukaryota, Fungi, Ascomycota, Pichiomycetes, Pichiales, Pichiaceae. Gene Ontology annotation, biological process: DNA repair. The transcript has a single exon. Gene Ontology annotation, molecular function: DNA binding; metal ion binding. The record is from RefSeq and is a predicted model, not a curated record. The coding region runs from base 1 to 1731 and encodes 576 amino acids.
AUGAGCAAAAAGCGAGUUCUAGGCGCAUCACAGGCGGAUCAUGCCCCGAGUGGAUUAACGGGGAUACCUACUCCUUCGUCAUCAUCAUCGGCCUCUCCUUCUUCCUCCUCAUCUUCUUCGCUAAUCGCUACCGAAGCCUUACGAUGUCCGAUAUGCAAUGAGGUCAUGCUGACAUUGCAUCAGCUCAACCGUCAUCUUGAUGACGAACACUCUUCGCCUUCACCGGGAUCAACUGAUAAUAACUUACAAUUCGAGACAGAUUUCAAAAACUGGUUCAAAAAAACCGUUGUUGCCAAAGCCACAGAGAUUGUUAACUCGCCCCAAGGACAGUCUCAGCGUGGUUCUACUAAGAUUGAACUGUCUGCAAGCAAUUAUUCAGAAAUAUCUAAUGAUGAGGGCUCGAAUAACGCACCGUUGAUGGAAAAUGCAUCUGUAAUUCCCCGAGAUCACUGGCAGAGGUUGAAUGGCGCCAUGACAUGUAACAUGGACGGUUGUCCAAAGAAGCUAGGAGGCAAAUUUGGGACUGUUAACUGCCGGAAAUGUGGCAAGCUUUUUUGCAAUCAGCAUACACUAUUUAGAAUGAAGCUCGAUAGGGACCUCAAUCCUGAUCCAAUCCAAGGAUAUUGGAGCAGAUGCUGCCAAGACUGCUUUCUUUCAUAUAGACAGGGUUGGAAUUUAUCUAAUCCAAGCUCUUCCAAUCUGUUAAUCGAUAAGGGGGUCACGUUCAAACGCUUGCGAGACCAAAAGAUUGAAAAUGUCAAAUUGGAGAUAGUGACAUUGGAAAAUAGGUCGAUCAAAUUGCUACAAACUCUCAAACAGAUUGAGGAUGGUCACAUUCCAGCGCGAAAUCUGAAAACGAUUGAACAGGGUUUAGCAAAUUGGGUUGAUAGUUCACAAGUUAUCGAAUGUUCAAUAUGCCACACAGCGUUUAAUUUUUGGAAUCGAAAGCAUCACUGCAGAGUUUGUGGACUUGUCGUUUGUGGAGACGUAUCUCGUGGCUGUUCUAUGGAUGUUCCUGCCAAUAUCUUUGUUGAUAUAAUGAACACUGACCAAGAAGAGAAAAUACAGAACUUAGAGGAUGUCAAUUGGACAGUUAGAUUAUGUCUUAACUGCAAACAAAAGCUAUUCAACAAGAGACUGCUUUUUCAAAGUCGGACUUCUGAUAGUUUGUCAGAGUUUCUGCAUUUCUUUGCCCAAGUGAAGGCCUUGGAAGCAAAAAUUGGAAAUAAACGAAAAGUUGACGGACCUUUCGAUUUAGGUCAUGUUGAGCUACUUGGAAAGAUGGAGCGAAUAGGCAAAUUGGUUGCAAAUAAGAUUGAUGGUUUAGAACACUCUUUGGAGCAAGGUAAGGUCAAGUCCCAGUCGAUGCAAAUCAAGAUUGAUGAAAUCAAGCUUUACAAAUCAUUGAAAUCAUACAUCAUUCUGUUUCUUCAAGAAAAUCUCCCCAUACUUAGAAAGGCUCAACAGGAGAAAUUGAGAAAAGAGCAAAAGGAACUGGAAAGCCAGUCCUAUUCCAAACCGGCGAAACCAAAGCUGCUAAAGAAAGAAAUCAGGGAAUAUAGAGAAAAACUGAUGGUUCUGAAUGAACAGAAGUUUAUGGUCCAAAAUCUCUACGAAGAUUACAAGAAACGAAAGAAAUUCGAUGAUCUCAAAUCGCUAGAACUAAAUCUCUCUGAUUUGCAGCAAGAGAUAGAUUCGGUUCAAAAUCAGUUGGGAGAUAAUGCAUUUUAA